AUGAUUAAAACCCAGUUGGCGAAUAUUCGAAUUAUACUCAGAGAAAUAGCCAAAAAACUUCGAAACUUCAAUCUAUAUCCAUCGAUUCCACCAUCAACCGAUGAAUAUCAACUUCGGACAGAACGUAUUACAACAAGAGUUUUCAUCAUUCUCUUGACGUUAUCCUUAUCCAUCAUUCUUCUCUACCAUUCCCUAAUUAAAAUUACAAAAACAGAUGUCCACAAAACACCCACAUUGGAGAAAUAUGAGCGUUUCUAUUCACUCUAUCCAAAUACAUUAACAUGUCCAUGUAAAAACAUCCUCAUUCCGUAUGCUGAAAUCGUUGAGAUCAAAUACAGUUUACAUGAAGUCUGCUCGUCAGAUUUGGUUAGUCUACGUUGGUUUCACUAUCUUCGGGACCAUCAUGAUGAAAGCCGAAUUUAUGAAAAAGACUUUCGUUCAACUGGCUCGUUCACAUUUCAAGCACUCGGCGGUUUAUGUCAGUUAGCGAAUCGAACCAUCGCUGAUGGUUACUCUCAGUUUUUGUUAAAUCAGUAUAUAAGUGCAACAAUCGCAUCCAGAGUAUUAUUGGCAUCAGAAGUAAAAAUUUUAGUUGGACAAUUUCUUUCGUUAUCGACAAAUAGUUUUCUUCGUUCGCUGAAUAUGAUUCGUAGUACAAACUUUGUCGAUGCCUUUUAUUCUGAACGAAAGACCAAUUACUUGCUUGAAAUCCUGAAGAUAGUCGGAAUACAUCUCUUUGAAUCACCGGCUGCGUACGCAGAUUGUCGCUGUGAUUUAUCUGUUAAAUGCUCAGCUCCGAGCUCAAUCUAUGAAAACCAUAACCAACCUCCAGUAUUCACAAUUCCUGGUCUUUAUCGAGGUUGUUAUAUCAUGGAAGCACUUCUCCAAUCAAAUCUAAAAUGUUUUUACAAUCAAACAUGUGUACGCCAAUUGCAAUCACAUAUAAACUCAACAGUGGAAUUCAGUCUUACUGUUCUUCAUAACCAAAAUAAGAGUAAAUAUCCUACCAAUUCAACCAUCGAGCAAAUACUCACUGAACUAAUGGUCGAAGAGUGGGAAGAAUCCAUCGACUAUGAGAAGUACUACAAAGUAUGUGAACCAGUUGAAUGUAGUUAUAGUUAUCAAACAGGCAAUGAGAAGGUCUAUAUUGUGACAGCAUCAUUUGGACUCGCAGGUGGCUUAGUUAGCGUAUUAAAGACUGGUGUACCGAUCGUAAUUCGAUUCUUUCGAAAGAAAAAUUCCGCUUCAACGGCACCUGUCGAAGUCAAUAAUUUCAAUUUAUUUCCGUCGAUUCCACCAUCAACGAAUGAAAAGGAUUUAGAAUAUGAGCGGCUAUCAACGAGAAUUUUUCUUAUUCUAUUGGUUUUUACCGUGGCUAUUCUUUCCUUAUAUAAUGUUCUACUCGUAACCAUCACAAUCGACAAACCACCGCAUCCAACUCUUGAAGAGUAUGAAGAUUUGUAUUCAAUUUAUUCUAACAGUUUACUAUGUCCAUGUAAGAAUAUUUUAAUUGAUUAUAGCAAUAUCCUCCAUGUUGAUUACACAUUGCAUGAAGUGUGUUCUUCACACUUUAUGAAUCGAGGUUGGCUUGAUUCAGUCCAUACUUUUGGUUUUUUUCAGAUGAUGAAUCGAGAAGAUUUUCGUAUAUCAGGUCAUUACCUAUUCAAAGGUUUGAAUGAUUUAUGUCAAUUAGUUAAUCGAACGAUAGCGGAGAGCUACGCGCAGUUUCGCUUGAAUCAGUAUCUUAGUACCACAGUCGUGUCAAGUGAACUAUUCAAAUCGCAAAUGGAAACCUUAGUUGAACAGUUCCGAUCAACAAUAACAAAUAAUUUUCUUCAUCUAAUUCACAUGAUCAGACAAACCACACAUACAAACGCGUUCUACUCUGCUUUAAUAACAAACUAUGACCUCUAUGCCAAUUCUGUGAACUUACGCAUUGCAACGAGAACAACUGUUUACGAUGAAUGUCGAUGUGAUCUCUCAUCUUCAUGUAGUGUUGACUAUCCAAUCUAUUAUCCCAAUACGAAGAACUUAACGUAUUCCGUUCCUGGUCUCAAACGCGGAUGUUAUAUACUUGAUGCGCUUCUUCAAUCGAAUCUGGGAUGUUUAUAUAAUGCGACAUGUCUGAAAGAAUUAAAGUCACACUACAUGUUCAUUUUUGAUCGAGAAACUCCGAUAAAACCUUUGAAUCCAUCGCUUUCAAGUAAAUAUGCUCCUAACUCAACUAUUGAGCAAAUCUUGAGAAAACUAAUGAUCGAAGAAUGGAAUCUAUUCAUUAAAUAUGACAAAUAUUACAGCCAAUGUCAACCUGUUGAAUGCAUUCAUGGUUACCAAAUAAAAUAUGGCUUAAUUCCUAUCAUAACACUAUUAAUCGGACUUGUCGGCGGACUAAUUUCGGUAUUAAAACUGGUAGUGCCAAGAUUUGUAGCAGUACUACGAUGGAUUAUAACAAAAUUGAAGAAUAGAAGAAUCCUCCCUGAAACUUCGCCUUCAAAUGAACGAUGA
This is a messenger RNA of Adineta ricciae, 2505 nucleotides long. Lineage: Eukaryota; Metazoa; Rotifera; Eurotatoria; Adinetida; Adinetidae. The record is from the annotation of a GenBank genome assembly.